AUGCGGGAUGAUGGCUCAACCUACAGACAACACAUGAACUACUAUAGGGAACAGGGACGGCAUCAGUGUGCAAGGUUACUGUUCCUAGAAGACCUCAGAGACCAGCUGGCAGAAUGGGCAGCCCUGGGAGAUGAACUGAUUGUAGGUCUGGACGCCAAUGAGGAUGUCAGAGACGGCGCCGUCAAAGACAUGUUCUCCUCGCUGAAUAUGAGAGACGCAGUUCUAUCACGACAUGGAAAUAACCCACCCGAAACUAUGAAUAGGAACAGCAACCAAGAGCCGAUCGAUGCCAUCUUUGUGUCCCGGGGGAUCAACAUCUCAGCAGCUGGCUAUACUGAUUACGGAGACUUCAUUGAUUCUGAUCACCGCUCGGUGUGGAUUGAUGUGCCCUUCACAUCAGUGCUCGGACACAACCCACCGAACUAUGCAAAAAAGAAACCUGAGAAGCUCAAACCAGAUGACCCAAGAGUGCGGGACCGCUACAUCAUGCUGGUUAAGAAACGAUAUCGUCAUUUUGACAAUUUCGUACCAAAGCAAGCAGCUUAUGUGGAGUCACUUCUGGCCAUGGGAGCUCCACUGCAGGUGAUUGUGGCCGAACAUGACAAGCUUGUGGUGGCUGAUUUUAGAGCUCGAAUGUGGGCAGCCCAACGCUGCAGGCCAAUCUACACUGGUCUCCAUGCAUGGUCCCCCAAGUGGGCUCAAGCAAUCUAA
Messenger RNA from Seminavis robusta, 711 nucleotides. The record is from the annotation of a GenBank genome assembly. NCBI's taxonomy places the organism in Eukaryota, Bacillariophyta, Bacillariophyceae, Naviculales, Naviculaceae.